GAAAGAAAGGAGUGGUUUGAGACUUGAGAGUACUUCCCCAGCAGUGUGACUCAUCCGCUCUGAUACAUACAGCUAUGGAUCCCCUCUCCCUGCUGUUACAACCGCCUGUCUUCUACCCGGUUGUUCCUUAUGCAUGUACAAUAUUUGGGGGUCUACAACAUGGACGAAUGAUCCUUGUACAAGGAACCGUUGGCAUCAGUGCUGUUAGGUUCCAAAUUGACUUUCAGUGUGGUUGCAGCACUCGUCCUCGCUCUGACAUUGCCUUUCAUUUCAAUCCACGCUUUUCUUCUUCUGAUGCACAUGUAAUCUGCAAUACGCUACGCAAAGACCAGUGGCUGGAUGAAUCGAAGUUCUCAGGAUUGCCACUUCGAAAAGGAGAGUCUUUUGUGCUCCUUUUCCUUUUUCUUGCUGAUAAAGUAAAGGUCAGUGUUGGUGGACAGCAUUUCCUGGACUUCCAUUAUCGUCUUCCGCUCCAGGAUGUGGACACAUUAGGGAUUUCUGGAGAUGUCACUGUGAAAGAGAUCUCAUUUCUCAGCAGUAAUCCUUAUCACGAUACCAUGACAGAAUACCCGCUGUGCCAGCCGUUAAAACCUGGAAAUUUAGAUCUGCAGAAUCUUCCCAUCUCUAAGAGAUUGCCCUUGGGCUUGUCUGAAGGCCACAUGAUCUUGGCACGUGGUUUGGUGACUGGUAACCCAGAAGAGCUAACUUUCUCAUUGAAAUCUAAAAAUCUCAUCCCUUUUAAACUGACUGCAAGUUUCAAAGAUGAAUCUUUGUACUACAACUACUGCAUAGGAGAGUCAUGGGGAGACCCACAAAAAAUCCAGACUCCUUUCUUUGUGUUUCAUGCAGAGAGAUAUUUUGAGGAUUUGUAUGGUAUGCAGCUUAACAGGAUCUUUGCCAUGUAUACGAUUCUAGUUCUUCCUGAAUCUGGUGUGUUCAGGCUAGCCAUCAACGGGACCCCACUUGGCGACUUCUGUCCUCCUGCACUAGAUCUGAAAUCCAUUGAUGAGUUCCAGAUAAAUGGUAUUGGUAGCGCUCUGAUAUAUUCUGUAAAAUGCUGAUUCUAUGUAUCAGUACAGUCCGUCGCCUAAAUGUGGCUUCAUCAAUGAAGACUUCACUUGAUAGUCAAAUAAAAUUGUACAAAGCUGCAAACUCAGCCAUGAAACCACUUGGACCAUCUGGAUUGUUCUCUUUGAACUUCACACUGUUCAAUAUUUGCAACUAAAAGUAUUAUGCACAAAGCUAUGCUACAUCAUUUCAUUCCACUUCCAUGUAAACCUGUUCAUGUCACUGAAUACAGUCCUGUCGAGGACUUUUGGUGAGGAUGUUCAGGUACAAUUUCAUGAUGUGCCUUUGUAAGAUCUGCAAUAAUUUUUCAUUUUCUCAAGCAAACUACUUACCAUGACCAAGAAAAUACAUAUACAGUAGAUACAUGUGCCAAUUAUCAUGGGACUGCCAUCUCUGCCUAGGAAAUAAGAAGAAGAUAAAAGCAGCCGCUGGAUCUCCUCCGUGGUUCUUCUGGUCUGUUUAUUAGUUUAACUGCAUUCAUUUUGUACCCGAUGGAAAAAUAACUGAAAUUGACAGCCAAAGGCCCAAAUUUUUAUAAAUCAAACCCAUUAUCUAUUGCGUAGAAGAUCCUAUAAGCAUUAUAGGUAUAUUUUUCCAACGUUACUUAACAAUGUAUAAUGGGUAGAGGCAAUAAAUCCUAAAUUUUGUGGAUAGAUUUUCACUUGUGUAUCAGCUAAGAAACAGUUAAGUAUUUUUCUGCUUUGUCACACUGUCCCCAAUUCCCAGUUAAUCAUCCUUAAUCGGCUCAGUACUCCUCACAAGAGAGCGUGCUGCUUAACCCUUUGUUCACUGGCAAAGGUCCUAUGCUAUGGGAUUACAGCAGUGCAAUGCUGGCAGCAUGUCUCCACACAUUGUCUGCGUCAUAUUAUGUUCACCUACCGGGCUGAAGUAUAACCCAUAUCAAAUGCUGUAUGACUGAAAUUUAUUUGUAUUUCAUUGGGUGCAUUUUAUACCUGGAAUUGGAAUUUGCCUUUGAAAAAUAUAUUGGUGCUUGGUAAUAAAUGAGUUAAGUGAA
Molecule: messenger RNA, 2083 nt
Organism: Bufo gargarizans (Asiatic toad)
Lineage: Eukaryota; Metazoa; Chordata; Amphibia; Anura; Bufonidae
Gene: LGALS12
Product: galectin 12
Exons: 10
Coding region: 75-1061 (328 amino acids)
Biological process (GO): lymphatic endothelial cell migration
Molecular function (GO): integrin binding; carbohydrate binding
Source: RefSeq, a predicted model, not a curated record